ACUCCCAUUCCCUAACUACACCGUAUCCUCUCCGCCAUUGAUCUUAUUCCUCGCCGGUCGACGUCUCUUUCUUAUCGAUCGGAUCCAACCUUUUCCGCUUAAAUUCUCGCCGAUCACUCAAAUUUCCGAUUUGGUUAUUUCGACAUUCGGGUGACGGUGUUGCACCGAUAAGGCUGUAAUCGAGAAAGUAAGUUCGAUGUAGUUGAAAUGGGAACCCAAGUAAAAAUCGUAGUAGGUUCCCGGGUUUGGGUCGAGGAGCCAUCGGUUUCGUAUGUUGAAGGACAAGUGACGAAUAUUAAAGGAGAUAAAGUUGAGGUCGAAACAUCUGAUGGAAAGAAGGUUGAAACAAAAUUAUCAAAGGUUUUUCUCAAAGAAGAGGAUAGCCUUGAAGCUGAGGUUGAAGACAUGACCAAGCUUUCAUAUUUCCAUGAGCCUGGGAUCUUGCAUAAUUUGUCAACAAGAUAUCAGCUAAACAAAAUUUAUACUUAUACCGGAAGUAUUCUUAUUGCAAUUAAUCCAUUCCAAAAACUGCCUCAUUUGUAUGAUGCCGGUAUGAUGGAACAAUACAGAGGAGCACCUCCUGGCGAAUUGAGUCCUCAUGUCUUUGCAAUUGCUGACUUUGCUUUUAGGGCAAUGAUCAAUGAGGGAAAAAGUAACUCUAUCUUGGUAAGUGGUGAAAGUGGUGCUGGUAAAACAGAAACUACGAAAAUGCUCAUGCGUUACCUUGCCUAUCUGGGAGGACAAAAAGGGUCUGAAGGGCGGAGUGUAGAACAAAAAGUUCUAGAGUCAAAUCCAGUACUUGAAGCAUUUGGCAAUGCUAAAACUGUUAGAAAUAAUAAUUCCAGUCGUUUUGGAAAAUUUGUUGAGCUUCAAUUUGAUAUGAAUGGAAGAAUAUCAGGAGCAGCUAUUAGAACUUAUCUCCUAGAGCGAUCUCGAGUUUGCCAAUUAUCAGAUCCUGAGCGGAACUAUCACUGUUUCUAUAUUCUGUGUGAGGCACCAGAAGAGGAAAUUAAAAGAUACAAGCUUGGGAGUCCUAAAUCAUUUCAUUACUUGAAUCAAUCAAACUGCUAUGAACUAGUUGGUGAACAUGAUACUCAUGAUUAUCUUGCAACGAGAAGAGCUAUGGAUAUUGUCGGAAUUAGUAAGGAAGAACAAGAAGCAAUUUUUAGAGUUGUGGCAGCCAUUCUUCAUCUUGGAAACAUUGAAUUUACUAAGAAUGAAGAAACUGACUCAGCAGUUCUUAAGGAUGAGAAAUCAAAAUUCCAUCUUCAAACAACAUCAGAGCUUCUUAUGUGUGACCUUCAAGCACUUGAAGAUGUACUAUUGACACGCGCAGUGAUCGCCCGUGAAGUCAUCAAGAAAAGUCUCAAUCCUGAUGGUGCGGCAACUAGCAGGGAUGGAUUAGCAAAGACUAUAUAUUCUCGCUUAUUUGAAUGGUUGGUGGCAAAAAUUAAUAACUCAAUUGGACAAGAUCCAAAAUCGAAGUUUCUAAUUGGCAUUCUUGACAUUUAUGGUUUUGAGAGUUUUAAAAAUAAUAGCUUUGAACAGUUCUGCAUUAAUUAUACAAAUGAGAAGCUGCAGCAACAUUUUAACCAGCAUGUGUUCAAGUUGGAGCAGGAGGAAUACAAAAAAGAAGCGAUUGAUUGGAGCUAUAUAGAAUUUGUUGAUAACCGAGAUGUUCUAGAUCUUAUUGAAAAGAAACCUGGAGGGAUCAUUUCUCUUCUUGAUGAAGCAUGUAUGUUUCCCAAGUCAACUCAUGAAACUUUCUCACAAAAGCUUUAUCAGACUUUCAGUGAGCACAAACGCUUUAUUAAACCAAAACUGGCUCGUACUGAAUUCAAAAUUGCUCAUUAUGCUGGAGAGGUUCUAUACCAGUCUGAUCAAUUUUUAGAAAAGAACAAAGACUAUAUCGUUCCUGAACAUCAAGACUUGUUAAGUUCUUCUAAGUGCCCAUUUAUGGUAACACUGUUCCCUCCUCCUGAGGAGACAACUAAAAAGUCCAAGUUCUCGUCUAUCGGUUCUCGCUUUAAGGUACAACUCCAACAAUUGAUGGAGGUUUUAAAUUCUACUGAACCUCAUUAUAUCAGAUGUAUGAAGCCAAAUAAUCUUCUAAAAUCUUCCAUUUUUGAGAAUGCCACCGUUUUGCAUCAACUUCGUUGCAGUGGAGUUAUAGAAGCAGUUAAAAUUAGUUGUGCUGGCUACCCUUCGCGUAAAACAUUCUCUGAAUUUCUUAAACGGUUUGGUAUUCUUGCUCCAGAAGCAUUGAAAGGAACUUAUGAUGAAAAAGAUGCCUGCAAAAAGAUUUUGGGAAAAGCGGGGCUUGGAUCUUGUCAGAUUGGUAAAACAAAAGUUUUUCUGCGAGCUAGUGAGAUGAUGGAACUGGAGGCUAAGAGGUUACAAAAGUUCAACAGUGCAGCCAAGAUAAUUCAAGGGCAAAUUAAAACUCGUACUGCUCGGAGAGACUUUCUUGCCUUGCAAAGGGCUGCGAUUUCUAUACAGUCUUCAUGCAGAGCUAAACUUGCUUGCAAAUUGUAUGCAAAUAUGAGAAGGGAGGUCUCUUCUCUUAAAAUCCAGAAACAUUUGCGCGCACACUUGGCUAGGAAAUCCUACAAGCAGAUUAGAUCCACAGUCCUUAUUCUUCAAAGAAGGACACGGGCAGUAGCCGCAUUCAAGAAUUUCAGAAAUCGAAAGAAGUCUGCAGUUACCAUACAAGCCCGUUGGCGCUGUAUUAGAGCCAUUUUCUACUACAGGAGACUUGUAAGGGCAUCCGUUGUAACACAAUGCAACUGGAGGAGAAGGAAUGCAAGGAGAGAACUUCAAAAACUGAAGGCUUCAAGAGACACAGUUGAAGAAGCAAAAAGAAUAUUUGAACAAGAGACCAAAGGUAUAGUUCGAGAAGCUAAACAACAGGACAAAGGUGCAGUUCCGGGCCAAGGUGCAAUUAAAGAACCAACAAAACUUGCAUUUAAAGAAAAAAUUGCUAAAUUUGAACAACAGGACAAAGGUGCUGACAAAGGUGCAGUUAAAGAAACAAUAGGUAAACUUAAACAAGACAAACUUGCCAUUGGAGAAGCAAUUGAUAAACUUGAACAACAGGACAAAGGUACAGUUAAAGAAGCAAUUGCUAAACUUAAACAACAGGACAAAGGUGCAGUUGAAGAAGCAACUGGUAAACUUGAACAACAGGACAAAGGCGCAAUUGAAGAAACAAAAGACAAACUUGAACAACAGGACAAAGGCGCAAUUGAAGAAACAAAAGACAAACUUGAACAACAGGACAAAUGUGCAAUUGAAGAAGCAAAUGAACUUGAACGACAGAAGAAAUGUUCAGUUGAAGAAGCAAAUGAUAAGCUUGAACAACAGAACAAAGGUGUAGUUGAAGAAACAAAUGAUAAACUUGAACAACAGGACAAAGUUUCAGUUGAAAAAGCAAUUGACAAACUUGAACAACAGGACAAAGUUGCAGUUGAAGAAGCAAAUGAUAAUUUUGAACAACAGAACAAAGGUGUAGUUGAAGAAGCAAAUGAUAAACUUGAACAACAAGACAAAGUUUCAGUUGAAGAAGCAAAUGACAAAUUAGAACAACAGGACAACGUCGCAGUUGAAGAAACAAAUGAUAAACUUGAACAAGACAAUGGUAAAAUUGAAGAAGCAAAUGAUAUACUUGAACAAAAUGAUAAAAGUGUAGUUGAAGAAGCAAAUGAUAAACUUGAAAAUCAAGACAAUGGUACAGUUGAAGAAGCAAAUGAUAAACUUAAACAACAGGAUAACAGUGCAGUUGAAGAAGCAAAUGAUAAACUUGAACAACAGGACAAUGGUGCAGUUGAAGAAACAAACGAUAAACUUGAACAACAGGACAAUGGUGCAGUUGAAGAAACAAACGAUAAACUUGAACAACAGGACAAUGGUGCAGUUGAAGAAACAAAUGAUAAACUUGAACAACAAGACAAUGAUGCAAUUGAAGAAGCAAAUGAUGCAGUUGAAGAAACAAAUGAUAAACUUGAACAACAAGACAAUGAUGCAAUUGAAGAAGCAAAUGAUAAACUUGAACAGCAGGAUAAAGGUGCAGUUGAAGAAGCAAAUAAUAAAUUUGAACAGCUGGACAAAGGUAUAGUUGAAGAAGUAAAUGAUAAACUUGAACAACAAGACAAAGGUGUAGUUGAAAAAACAGAUGAUAAACUUGAACAACAGGCCAAAGGUUCAGUUGAAGAAGCAGGUGAUAAAUUUGAGCAACAGGACAAAGGUGCUGUUGAAGAAGCAACUAAUAAACUUGAACAACAGGACAAAUGUGCAAUUGAAGAAGAAACAAUUGAUAAACUUGCACAACAGGACAAAGGUGCAGUUGAAGAAGCAACUGAUAAACUUGAACAAUAUGACAAAGGUGUAGUUGAAGAAACAACUGAUAAACUUGAACAACAUGACAAAGGUGCACUUGAAGAAGCAAUUGAUAAACUUGAACAACAGGACAAAGUUACAGUUGAAGAUGCAGAUAAUAAACUUGAACAAGAGGAAAGAGGUGCACCGCUUGAAGAAGCAACUGAUAAAUUUGAACAGCACAAAGGUUCAGUUAAAGAAACAAUUGCUAAACUUAAACAACAGGAAAAAGGUGCUCUUGAAGAAGAAACUAAUAAACUUGAGCAACGGGACAAAGGUUCAGUUAAAGAGACAGUUGCUAAACUUAAACAACAGGAAAAAGGUGCUCUUGAAGAAGAAACUAAUAAACUUGAGCAACAGGACAAAGGUUCAGUUAAAGAGACAGUUGCUAAACUUAAACAACAGGAAAAAGGUGCUCUUGAAGAAGAAACUAAUAAACUUGAGCAAUGGGACAAAGGUUCAGUUAAAGAGACAGUUGCUAAACUUAAACAACAGGAAAAAGGUGCUCUUGAAGAAGAAACUAAUAAACUUGAGCAACAGGACAAUGCUCUUGAAGAAGAAACUAAUAAACUUGAGCAACAGGACAAAGGUUCAGUUAAAGAGACAGUUGCUAAACUUAAACAACAGGAAAAAGGUGCUCUUGAAGAAGAAACUACUAAACUUGACCAACAGGACAAAGGUUCAGUUAAAGAGACAGUUGCUAAACUUAAACAACAGGAAAAAGGUGCUCUUGAAGAUGAAACUAAUAAUCUUGAACAACAGGACAAAGGUUCAGCUAAAGAGGCAAUUGUUAAACUUAAACAACAGGAAAAAGUUGCUCUUGAAGAAGAAACUAAUAAACUUGAGCAACGGGACAAAGGUUCAGUUAAAGAGGCAAUUGCUAAACAUAAACAGCAGGAAAAAUGUGCUCUUGAAGAAGCAACUGAUAAAUUUGAAGAACAACACAAAGGUGCACUUGAAGAAGCAACUGGUAAACUUGAACAACAGGACAAAGGUGUAGUUGAAGAUGCAAAUGAUAAACUUGAACAAGAGAACAAAGGUGAAGGUGAAGAAGCAAUUGACAAACUUGAACGACAUGACGAAGGUGUAGUUGAAGAUGUAAAUGAUAAACUUGAACAGGAGAGCAAAUGUGAAGGUGAAGAAGCAACUGACAAACUUGAACAACAGGACAAAGGUGUAGUUGAAGAUGUAAAUGAUAAACUUGAACAAGAGAACAAAGGUGAAGGUGAAGAAGCAACUGAUAAACUUAAACAACAGGACAAAGGUGUAGUUGAAGAUGCAAAUGAUAAACUUGAACAAGAGAAAAAAGGUGAAGGUGAAAAAGCAACUGUUAAACUUGAACAACAGGACAAAGGUGUUGUUGAAGAUGCAAAUGAUAAACUUGAACGAGAGAACAAAGGUAAAGGUGAAGAAGCAACUGGAAAACUUGAACAACAGGACAAAGGUUCAGUUAAAGUAGCAAUUGCUAAACUAGUUUCUAAACUUAAACAACCGGAGAAAAGUGCGCUUGAAAAAAAUAAACUUAGACAACAGGUCAAAGGUGUAGUUAAAGAAGCAACUAGUAAACUUAAGCAACGGGACAAAGGUGCAGUUAAAGUUGCUGAUAAAGUUAAACCACAGGACAAAAGUGCAGUUGAAGAAGCAACUGGUAAACUAGAACAGCAGGGCAAAGGUGCAGUUGAAGAAGCAACUAAUAAACUUGAACAACAGGACAAAAGUGUAGUUGAAGAAGCAACUGAUAAACUUGAACAACAGGACAAAGGUGCAAUUAAAGAAGCAACUGAUAAACUUGAACAACAGGACAAAGGUGCAAUUAAAGAAGCUGAUAAACUUGAACAACAGGACAAAGGUGCAAUUAAAGAAGCAACUGAUAAACUUGAACAACACAAAGGUGCAAUUAAAGAAGCAACUGAUAAACUUGAACAACAGGACAAAGGUGCAAUUAAAGAAGCUGAUAAACUUGAACAACAGGACAAAGGUGCAAUUAAAGAAGCAACUGAUAAACUUGAACAACACAAAGGUGCAAUUAAAGAAGCAACUGAUAAACUUGAACAACAUGACAAAGGUGCAGUUAAAGAAGCAACUGAUAAACUUGAACAACAGGACAAAGGUGCAGUUAAAGAAGCAACUGAUAAACUUGAACAACAUGACAAAGGUGCAGUUAAAGAAGCAACUGAUAAACUUGAACAAUAUGACACAUAUGCAGUUGAAGAAGCAAAGGAUAGAUUUGAUCAAAAGACAGAUUUGGAAGAGGCAAAGAGCCAGGAAACUCCAGUCCCUGUUGAAGAUACAGAAAAGAUCAGUCUUUUAACUGCAGAAGUGGAAAGAUUGAAGGUUCUAUUGCAAUCUGAAAAGCAACGGGCAGAUGAUUGUGAAAAGAAAUGCGCAGAAGCUCUGGAAUCAAGUGAAGAGAAGCGUCUGAAGUUGGAAAAAGCUGAAAGAAGAGUUCACCAACUUGAAGAAUCAUUGAACAGGAUGAUUUACAGCAUCUCAGAUCAAUUUUCAGAGCUGAAAGUGAUAUUAAAAUCUUCAUCCAACUCAAGUUCAACUUCAAGAGUCCAUGCUAGAGACUCUCAUGGUGAUGCUACAACAUCAGCAAACUAUUCUUCCCCUGAUCCAGCUUUCCAGCUUAUAGUUCAGGAUCUUUCAGCAUCUGAAAUAGCAGGAUAUGAAAACUGGGAAAGUGACCGGGAGGGGGCAUUCGAUGACUUCUUCUGAUGGAAGGUUCUCUUCAGUUUUUUUUUGUAUCUGCUCUCAGGUCAUCAGUAUAGUCUAACUAGAUUGGGGCACUUUUGGCAAUAGUAUCUGCCUCAACCAGAAUUAGGCUAUUACAUCCAUGCAGAUAAUUCAUCAUGCCACGUAGGAGUUCUCCCAACUGAACCUCUAAUGAUAUACCGUUUGUGAAGCUUCUAACUGUGGCCAUACUCCUAAACUUGAGCUCGAAUUGGAUGUCCUUCAAGCUCUCCAGGUGCCGCUGCAACAUACAUCAAGACCUGGCAAUUCUGCUGUGACAUGACACCAGUGAUCAAUGCCAGGGACUAUUUUGGAGAAUGACAGAGCUUGUGAAGUGAUACCCAAUGUCCAAAGCUAAAACUUGAAGCCAAACAUCCGGCAGUGCUGUUCAGCAUCAGUUGACAGCUUUCUCAGAGAAGGACCUAUGGGAGAUCCAUGAUUAAGUUAAAGAAAGAGAUUUCUCCAUUGCUUGGAUUACGCAUUCAGCCUCUUACUGAGAUGUGAAGGCUGCUUGCUGGUGAUGGUUUGUCAAGGCUGAGCUGGCUGAACUGUAAAAUCGGUGAUACAAGGAAACCUACCAGGAGCCACUGUUGCAUGCCAUGCGUUGAGACUUGAGACUUCACUACCUGCUUUCUUACUAAAGAAGAAAAUACACAGCACAGGAUUCAGGGUUUGCAUGGGAGAAGCUCAGCACAUAGACAGGCAGUAGGAUUUUCUGGUUUUAUUUUGUUGAUGGCAUGCACGAGAAAUAAAUGCUUGGAUUGUUACAAUGUCACAAUAAAAAUAAUUUGAUGAAUUGAGAGCAAAAAUUUCCAGCUAGAUGGUGAUAUGUUGAG
Ipomoea triloba (trilobed morning glory) is the source of this 7943-nucleotide messenger RNA. RefSeq names its product myosin-16-like. Gene Ontology annotation, molecular function: actin filament binding; microfilament motor activity; ATP binding. The transcript is spliced from 31 exons. Gene Ontology annotation, biological process: actin filament organization; vesicle transport along actin filament. Gene Ontology annotation, cellular component: cytoplasm; vesicle; actin cytoskeleton. The coding region runs from base 208 to 7092 and encodes 2294 amino acids. The record is from RefSeq and is a predicted model, not a curated record. NCBI's taxonomy places the organism in Eukaryota, Viridiplantae, Streptophyta, Magnoliopsida, Solanales, Convolvulaceae.